AUGACCUUCAUAUAUGAAGAAGACUUUACUGAUCUUAUUGAUAAUCACAAUUCUUCUUCUAAUACUGAGAUUGUUCUUGAAUCUGACAAUGAGAUAAAGUACAGUCAUGACCUGCCUGAGUAUUCUAAGACUCAUAUGCAAGGAUAUACAUAUGUGAUAUCAACUGAGCCUUUAAAUGUUGAGAAAAUGACACAAAUGAUGAAUGAUAUUCAGUACGGAAAAAGUUCUGUUCACUCAUUCAAAGAAAUAUAUUGCUCUUUUCUUCAUUCUAGAAAGAGUAUUCAGUUGAUUGAGAAUGAUCAGAGAAAAUGCAAUGCUGUUAGCUUUACACGGGCGAUUCGAGCGCUGUUUCAAGAAGGAACUUCCUGUAUGCGAUUUGCAGAAACCUGUGCACCUGAUGUCACUGAAUAUCAUGCUUUAUUUAUUUCUUGUGUGAAUUCUUUCAGACAAUCAUAUUCAUUACUUCUUUCGACCAGUACAAGGACAUUCUUUCUCAAAAGUCCUGCUUUACAGAAAUUUUGUGAUGAGCAUAAUAGUCAGAGUCUGGCUGAAAUUCACAUCAGUUUUACCAAUAUGAAUCGAUUUCGAGCUAUACUACAAAAACAACAACUAUUGAGUUUUCCUGCAGGUCAAGAUUACAAUGGAGUUCUAUUUCAACUAGAUCAAAAUUCAGCUUUGAAGAACUAUGUACAGAACAUUCAUCAGAAUGAGAAAGGUUUGAUGAUUAUCUGUAUGUUAAAAGAACAAGCAGCUCUUCUUCUUAGUCUUUCAUCUUUUGAAGUUGAUAUGUCAUACAAACAUAUUAAAUCUUCAAAAAUGAAUGAGGUGAUCUUUGCAACAUAUCUUCCUCAGCAUGGAAAAAUUAUUACCUUGUGUCGAAUCUUUACAGAGCAGGAAAAUCCUGAGAGAUAUUAUCACUUAUUUCAACAAACAUUUGCAGUAGUACAAAAGCUGCAGAAUCAAUCUGUUUCUUUUGACUAUCUGCAUGAAUUGGAGAUACAGGCAAUUAUUGCGGAUAUGUGCACAAAACAGAUGACUGGCCUAGCACAAUAUCUUGCAUCUAUCGACCCUGAACAUCGAUCAUUUGAUUGGCAACUGAAGAAUAUUCUUAUCUUUUAUCAUAUUCAUUUUUUCCGCAGCAUUUCCAACAUAGUGGGAACUCAGAAUCAAGGUACCUCAGCUUGGAAUCAUAUGACAAGUCUUUUGAAUUGCAAAUCCCAGGAUGACUAUAUGAAAUUAUGCAAUUUAUUGAUUC
Blastomyces dermatitidis ER-3 is the source of this 1255-nucleotide messenger RNA. RefSeq lists its product as uncharacterized. The annotation marks the transcript as partial. The transcript is spliced from 10 exons. NCBI's taxonomy places the organism in Eukaryota, Fungi, Ascomycota, Eurotiomycetes, Onygenales, Ajellomycetaceae. The record is from RefSeq and is a predicted model, not a curated record.